CGGCAAAACAUGAGCGAAGGAAAAUAGCAGAAAACUUUAUCAAUGAGCAAUGAGCGACCUAACCAGCGAAAAAAGUAUUGAUCUACCGGUUCUUGUGAGGGACUCCGACUUGGAAAAGUAUCCGGAAUUUAAAAAGCUGUUGAAAACUUUGACGAGAUACGUCGCAGAGGACGGUACCACAAAAGAAAUAAAGCAAGAUUACACCAAGGUGAAAGAUGCUUUACGACAAGAAAAACUGCAAUAUUUCCAAGCUAAAGUUGUUUAUGAAGAACUAAAGGAAAUCGUGUUUGAUUAUGAAACAAAUAAACUUGCCCAAGAAUCUGAAUUUUCCACUCAGACUUAUAAGGCAAUGAAAGAAGCUUUAAUAUCAGCUGAAGCUGUGGACUACCUGGAUUUUAAUCCGGAAAUCAGUGGCACGGAUGUGACGCUUCUUGGUUUGAAAGCUGACAGACUGCAUCAGAGUGAUCCAAACAAAAUGUUGCUUCAGCAGGGGAUUAUACCUGAGCUGGAAAAUCGUCUUAAAUCAAAAUGUGAAGAAAUUGCCCAGUACCACGAACCAUCAAAAUCUAAAGAAACAGACUCAAAGUUUGCUUUUGCCAAGGCAACACAAUUUCCUGCCUUGCUCGCGGAGGAAAAGUCUCAUUUGCAGGAGGACAAAAAACAGAGACAAGCUGACAGAAUGUUGAUGAGUGCACAACACGUCCAGUAUUAUCAGACAUUGGUGCGUUCUUUGGAGGUGACAGAGAAACUCAUCACCCAAUACAAGCUUGAGUGGCAGACGAAAUAUGAUGAGAUAACCAGUGAUUGGUUGGCUGCAAAAUGUCAGGCAAUGUGCCUCAAGAUAAGGGUCUUGCAAAACCAGUUGCUUUGUGACACAUACUCGCCAGAAUCAGUCACAGCCUUGAAACAAAUCAGGCAAAGUCUUCAAGCCAAGGAAAAUGAGACAAAGAAAGAACUACAUCAUGUAAUGAAGACAUUGAAGGCAUACAAAUCCAUUGGGAUGGGAUUCGAUGACCUGGUUGAACUGUAUGGUGAUAUCAUAGCAGAGAUCGACAACAAGAAAUGGGCUCUGACUGAACUACGCCAUGGCGAGAACAAUGAGUUGAAUGACUUAUGGAAAUAAUACAGUCGAAUGGAAGAAUCAUUUAAAUAGAAAAAUAGUAUACUUGGAAAGUGCACCAAACUUAAAACUAUGCUUAGGACUGCUGCUUCUUACCCAGGCCUUUCGUUGGACACAGUUCAGUGUCAUUAUAUAGAUCAGUAUCCUUGAUAAAUCGUUAGGCAAAGGUCUGUUAACACCUGCAAUUUUUGCUCCUGAUAGAUGUGAGCGAGUGGGACGGAUCACGGAUGUUCAAACGAGGGCGCCAACCUCGUACCCAGGGUCUUUACGAGUUUGCUUGGGCACUUGUACUCUUGUACAUCCGAGAAUUGAUAUACUAUUCGCUCGUUUGCAUCCUUCAAAGGAUGAAAAUUUGUAGUGACAUUAAAGUUAUGCUCCUUGAAUUCAAUUGGGAGUCAUAAUUUCAAGGAAACUAAACUCUUGGCUUUGAGAGGAAAUUGGGUUACAUGGAAAGUAUACACCCUGCAUAGCAAGAGGCUAUUUUGCCUGCAAGCCUCUCAAUUCGAAAAAAUUACAACUGCAUUUUAAGAUUAAUGCCUGUUUACAUGGAGCGAA
Dendronephthya gigantea is the source of this 1675-nucleotide messenger RNA. RefSeq names its product HAUS augmin-like complex subunit 4. Gene Ontology annotation, cellular component: HAUS complex. Gene Ontology annotation, biological process: spindle assembly; centrosome cycle. Gene Ontology annotation, molecular function: microtubule minus-end binding. Lineage: Eukaryota; Metazoa; Cnidaria; Anthozoa; Malacalcyonacea; Nephtheidae. Bases 50 to 1123 code for a protein of 357 amino acids. The record is from RefSeq and is a predicted model, not a curated record. The transcript is spliced from 9 exons.